UCUCCUACUCUAUUUCCUCCGCCGUUUCAAACCCAAACCCAAAGCCACAUUCACAAUCUCCCUUAUCUUCCACAACAAUGGCCGAAAACACUGAAAUUGUAAGCAGAGAUGAAGGCCCUAAAAAACCCAUCAACUUAUUCGCCCUCUUUCCCAAGUGUAAGCUUCAAUUUCCAUUCUGGAAGCAGCAAGAACAAAAACCAGGGGUGGUGCCUGUUGAAGAUGAAGCUACGAACACUGGCACUCAGAAACCGGUCACUGUGAGCUUCCCAAAAGCCCAACCCGUCGUUCCUACUGUGGCUGCUGAGGUUGAAGAACCCAUGACCAAGACUUCCAAUCCCAUUAUAGUCUGGCAGGUUUAUGCUCUUGGAGGGUUUCUGGUUUUGAAGUGGAUAUGGGCAAGAUGGCAGGAAAGAAAGGAUAAAAAGGAGGAGUCUUCUGAUGAUGAACAAUCUUCUGCUGAUGAAUAGGCUUUUCUUAUGCAACAGUGAACCUUUUAUGUUAAAAUGGCAUAUUCACAAUGCAAGUUACUUUCUAGAUUCAUGAUAUAGCGGAAUUAGUACAUCUAAACUCAUGGUUUGUAAAGAAAGUGUUUAAUUCCUGUCUAAUUUUCGGCCACUUA
This is a messenger RNA of Rosa rugosa (rugosa rose), 619 nucleotides long. RefSeq lists its product as uncharacterized. Lineage: Eukaryota; Viridiplantae; Streptophyta; Magnoliopsida; Rosales; Rosaceae. Bases 78 to 467 code for a protein of 129 amino acids. The transcript has 2 exons. The record is from RefSeq and is a predicted model, not a curated record.